This is a messenger RNA of Lytechinus variegatus (green sea urchin), 1592 nucleotides long. RefSeq names its product branched-chain-amino-acid aminotransferase-like protein 2. The transcript has 2 exons. NCBI's taxonomy places the organism in Eukaryota, Metazoa, Echinodermata, Echinoidea, Temnopleuroida, Toxopneustidae. The record is from RefSeq and is a predicted model, not a curated record. Bases 171 to 1016 code for a protein of 281 amino acids.
UAUAGGAUGAAACUAUUACCGUACAUACAUUGAUGAUCUGCACCUGCCGCAUCUCUUUAUUCCGUUUAUGCGUAUUCCUAUAUCCUCUGAGGGAGGGCGCUAUAAGCUUACGACGUCACAUGCCUAAGGUCUAUUGUUGACCCGUGAGUGUCCCUGAAUAUAUUCUUGUCAUGUCGAUGUCAUCUGAUCAACCAUCAGGACCUGUUCGGAUCAUGCUGUGGAGCACACCGAGGUCGGUGUCGACGGCGUUUGCGAGGUCGAUGUCGGCUCGGGGUGAUACAGAAGUCUUCUGGGAACCCUACUUUUCCUGUUAUUUCUUUGGCCCCGAUGGAGCAGAGAGGAUCGGUGAAUUGCCAUUUGAUGGUACGGAGCUGACCAACGAAAAAUAUACGUAUAACUAUGUUAACAAGUUAUUGGGAUCCGUCGACUUUCCCGUAUCAAGGAUUCUCUUCGUCAAGGACAUGGUUGAAGGUAUCAAGGAUGAUUUCAAUGUCGUCAAGUCGGGCUACAAACAUUCUUUUAUCAUUCGCCAUCCACGUAAAACUUUUCGUUCUCUUUACCGCAGCAAUCAAGCGAGAAAAGUAUCCCAAGACAAUGCCAAUCUGAUUAAAAGGCACAAGGAUGUGUAUCAUACCUUGGAGCAGUUUUACCGUCACGUCCAGACCGAGCUCGACCAGGGUGCACCUCCCAUUAUCGAUGCUGAUGACCUCGUCGAUCAACCAGAGAAGCUGCUUCGGAAAUACUGUCAAGCCACGGGUAUUGAAUACACACCAAAAAUGCUGACAUGGGAGAGCGUUGAUGGCGACCAGCUAAACUGGCACUGUACCGAUGUCGGGAUCUUCGCGCGCCCUGAGACGAAAAAAAGUUUGAUGUUAUCAAAUGCUUUGAAAGGACAAGGGUUUGGUAAAGCACCGGAUCUUACCAAAGAUAUGAAACUGCCAUCAGCCAUUGAAGAGAUGAUUAAACAUGCUCUUCCAGCCUACGAGAAGCUAUACAACCUUCGUAUCAAGCCAUAGAGAGUGUCCCUUUUACAAACUACUCAAGGUUUUUCUACUUAUGUAUAACAUAUUGCAAAGUAAGAUUAGUAAAAGCAUUUCUUAUUAAUAAUGAUAUUCAUUACCACAUUACAAUCAUGUAGGAGUAGUUUAUUUCGUUUAUCAUGUUUGUGGAAAGUACGAGAAAGUUUUGGACAAAAUGCUAAACUUUUCAGCUUCCCUAUAAUAUGCAAUUCUACGUUUGUUCGCUCAUGCAACUCACUUUCACUCUUUAAAAGAAGAUUAAAAUGAUACUUACUUAAAAAUAAGUCUAUAGAGCAGCUAUAUUCCCAAGUUGAUCUCUUCAUACUUGUAUUGCUUAUCAUCCUCUUUCUUCACCCAUUACUUUUGUCACGUAUGCAUUUACAUAUGAUUUGAUUAUAAGUAACCUCCAAAAUCCUUUAUGUUUAGAUCUUCCCUCGCAAGGUCAAUAUUGGCUUUACUUUGAAGUCCAUCUAUUUUAUUCUUAUGACACAGACCAUGCUUAUCAAAUUUCAUUUGUAUGAAUCCUAAGAUGUUUAUGUAUUACUUUACAUUAAUAAUCUUUAUAAUUAUUUA